This is a messenger RNA of Stegastes partitus (bicolor damselfish), 1916 nucleotides long. Its product is annotated as coiled-coil domain-containing protein 127. NCBI's taxonomy places the organism in Eukaryota, Metazoa, Chordata, Actinopteri, Pomacentridae. The record is from RefSeq and is a predicted model, not a curated record. The coding region runs from base 9 to 830 and encodes 273 amino acids. The transcript has 3 exons.
CAUCCUCCAUGAACAACUUGAAUGAUCCCCCAAGAUGGAACAUCCAACCAGACCCCAGAGGGAGGGGGGCGGGUGCUGGUGAUGGCAACCAAUGGAACUACGCCCUGCUGGUCCCCAUGCUGGGACUGGCUGCGUUUCGUUGGAUCUGGACCAGAGAAUCUCAGAGAGAAAUCCAGAAGGUCAAAGCCCAGUAUGACAAAGAUGUAUCCACAAUACAAAGUGAGAUGGAGGUACGUUAUCGGGACACACUGACAGAGAGGCGAAGGGCAGCAGCUCUGCUGGAGCUGGAGCUGGAGAAGGAGAGACAGCGGGUGAAAGGCUACAAACAGGCCAUGAUCUCACAGAGUCAGCAGCUUAUGGAAGAACGGAAGCAGCUGCAGAAGGAGCGAGAGACCUUGGAAGGUGAGAAACAAAGGUUGGUAAAGACUGGCGCUGCAGGUGCUGUACUGCAUCAAGCCCUGGAGAGAGAGAACGACUGGUACCGUCGGGCCACAGCCACACUGAAGGAGCUUGAAGGUCAGCUGGUAGAACGUCAGAAUGCCUACUGCUCCCUCAUCCAGCCACGAGAUCAGCGACUGGAGAUGGAGAAGAACAUGCUGCUUAAGGUCGUUAAAGAGCCCAUCGGGGCAGAACUGGAUCUGGAGUCUGACCUGAAGGAUAUUUUUAAGAGAGAUAAGCAUUGUGCGGACCUGCUUAAUGUGGACAAGAGGAGGAAUGGAAGCCUCAUGUGGGUGUAUCUCAAAUACUGGCAACUGCAAAUCACUGUCCAGAAACACAAAAAAGCUGAGGAAGCCAUAUUAGGAGGGAAAAUCCAGUCUGACCGAAAGUGACCAAUGACAAAGACAAGCUGGUGUUUUCGUUUGACUCUGAAGGAUGUUGACAGUAUGUGCAGCAGGAAUGGAAAAUGCCUGUAUUGUUUCCACUCUCUGUAAUAUCUUCACCUGAAAGGAAUGUUAUGCAUACACACUAGUGCUUCUUGCAACAAGAUAAUGUUAAAUAUUUAAACAUUUCAUUCAUGAUCUCAAAAAUCCCCCAGUUAAGACUCAUUAGCUUUGAAUUCAAGUGUGUGAAAAUUAAAAAUGUGUGUGGAUAAUUCAGGGCAAACACAGCUGAUGUUUAAUUAAAUAUAAACAGAUGAUUCUUUUCCAUUUAGCUGCUUGGUAAAUGAAAAAAAGAAUCAAUUUAAUUUGCAUUCUCUGAAUGCCAUUAAUAAAUGUUACUUUAACAUACGUCUUGAAAGGGGAUGUUUUUAUCUCCUCUUCUUAGAUAUGAAUUCAGGGUUUCCACAAACUGUUCACAUUGUCCCAUGUGACAACACACUUUCUGGAAAAGCACUGUUUCUCAACAGAAAAUUUAUCAAAUCAUUUUAAUAUUCAAGUGAAAAACAACAUCUAAAACAUGCCAUCAACACCAUUUUUACAUUUUUCAUGAAAUGAAGUCUUUCCUUUUUGUGGGGUGUGUCUUGUGUACUUGCUGCUGGGCUAUGGUGGGAGAUAUUUAUCAUGACAACUGAUUUGUUUGUGACUUGUUUUGUUUUUUUUACCUCAGUCUAUGACAUCUCCAUUUACAGUUGGAACUGUUGCCAUCCUAUGAUAUUGUACAGAAUAGUGCUCUUGUUUCUCAUGACUGGUCUGUGGGAACCUCAUAACUCCAGGGAAACAGGACUUUAAUUAAGGUGCAUGUGUACAAAGUAGUGCUCGGAAAAAGCGCACAGUUGAUCUCAAACUCUAACACACUUGUACUAAAAGGGAUAUUUAAAAUCUGUAGCUUUUUUUUAUUUGGUUAUCAGGCCUCUCUGUGCUGGUACGUUUUUAUUUUCACCUUGGUGAAUAAGUGCUGGAUGUAAUGCCAUAAGAUAGGAUAUAAUGACACUGAUCACUGCUAUCCUUCCAAUACAUUUUUGGUUUAAGAACUUA